AUGUCCGGUCCCGGGGUGCGUUCAGAGACCGUGACGCUCAGCGGCUCCGAGGACGUCGAGAAAACGGGCGCGGCGCCUGACGUCAGACGUCAGUCCAAACAAGACAUCGGAGUGGCCCAGACCGUUCCUGCUCCCGACGACGACCCCUUCCUAGUCAAGCUCGAGCCUGAGGACGACCCCCUCCUCCUGCCACGAUGGCGAAAGUGGCUUGCCAUUCUGGUCAUCAGCUCCUCCUCCCUCUGCGCCACAUUCGCGUCCUCAGUCGCCGCAUUCACUGAGGCAGGGCUCGCAAGAGACUUGCAUACCGUCCAUGAAGUCACCAUCCUUAGCAUCAGCCUCUACGUCUUGGGUCUAGGAAUCGGGCCUUUGGUGGUGGGACCGCUGUCGGAGCUGUACGGUCGGAACAUCAUCUAUCGCACGUCGUACAUUCUAUUCUUCGCCUUCACAUUCCCCACCGUGUUCCCGCCAGACAUCGCCACCUUCCUCGUCUUCCGCUUCAUCACAGGAUUGUGCGGUUCCGCUUUCCUCAGCGUCGCGGGAGGGAGUGUGAGUGACUUGUUCGAUGAUGCUCAUGUUGCAACUCCUAUGGCGGUCUACACUAUAUCCCCGUUCAUUGGGCCCGUUAUCGGUCCUCUUGUCGCAGGUUUCGUCGUGGACUUUGCCGACUGGAGAUGGUGCUAUCGCGCACUCAUCAUAUGGCAAUUUGUUCAGACUGUUCUUCUGUUCACAUGCGUUCAAGAGACCUAUGUUCCCGUCAUUCUAAAGCGCAAGGCCAAGAGGCUGCGGAAGACUGUAGAUGAAAAGUACUACGCCCCACUGGACCACAAUGACAAGAGUCUUUUCGAUAUGCUCACUUUCAGUAUCAAGACCCCCUUCCAGCUCAUCAUGUACGACCAAAUGGCCUUGUUGCUCGAUCUUUGGUCCUCCGUGCUAUUAGGCAUCCUCUAUCUUGCUUUCCAAGCAUUUCCGAUCAUAUUCGAGGGUGUUCAUGGCUUCAGUGCUCAUGAAACCGGACUGGCGUUCCUGGGCAUUUCCGUCGGAAUGUUGCUUUCGCUUUCAAGCCAGCCAUACUGGAACACCGUUUUCAGCAGAGAAAGCAAGAUUCAUGGAGGUAAACCGCCACCAGAAGUUCGCUUGCUUAUCGCCAUGCCUGGAGCUAUCCUAGCGCCUUUAGGUCUGUUCAUUAUGGCGUUCACCACCUAUCCUCAAGUCCACUGGAUCGGGCCUGUCAUCGGCUCCUCCGUGUUUGGCGCGGGCACCUACUUCAUUUUCACCGGAGUGUUCACAUAUCUCGUCACUGCCUACCGACCAAUCGCCGCAAGUGCAAUGGCUGCGAACAGCGCUCUACGGUCGUCCUUCGCAGCCGCAUUCCCCCUCUUCGCUGGUCAGAUGUAUGAUGCCCUAGGUACAGUUGGGGCCACCGCGCUUCUUGCCGGUCUAAUGACUAUCAUGGCACCUUUGCCAUUCAUUUUCUACAGAACUGGUGCACGGAUACGCGCAAAAUCUCGCUUUGCAGCGUCAUGA
Epithele typhae is the source of this 1524-nucleotide messenger RNA. RefSeq names its product MFS transporter. Lineage: Eukaryota; Fungi; Basidiomycota; Agaricomycetes; Polyporales; Epitheliaceae. The transcript has 12 exons. Gene Ontology annotation, molecular function: transmembrane transporter activity. The record is from RefSeq and is a predicted model, not a curated record. The coding region runs from base 1 to 1524 and encodes 507 amino acids. Gene Ontology annotation, biological process: transmembrane transport.